Vicia villosa (hairy vetch) is the source of this 951-nucleotide messenger RNA. RefSeq lists its product as uncharacterized. The record is from RefSeq and is a predicted model, not a curated record. NCBI's taxonomy places the organism in Eukaryota, Viridiplantae, Streptophyta, Magnoliopsida, Fabales, Fabaceae. Gene Ontology annotation, biological process: DNA repair; telomere maintenance. Gene Ontology annotation, molecular function: DNA helicase activity. The coding region runs from base 1 to 951 and encodes 316 amino acids. The transcript is spliced from 5 exons.
AUGGAAGAUAUACUGGAAAAAGCAAGCGUCACGGAGUCAAUGUUCACGGCUUGGUUGGUUGCUAACAGCAAGUACGAAGAAGCACGGGAGCUCACAUAUCGCCAAUUUGUCUCUAAAUUUGUUUAUGAAAAAAAAGAAGAACUUGGAAACCGCGGACCUUAUACUUAUGAAGACAUUCGCAGAGUUGGUGACAUACAAUAUGAUACUUUUAGGGACGCAUGCUUUGUAAUGGGAUUCCUUGAAGAUGACCAAGAAUACAUAGGGGCGAUUAGGGAAGCAAGUGAAUGGGGUUCGGGUCAUAUUCUCCGCAAGCUUUUCGUGGUGAUGCUUUUGUCUGACGCUGUUAAUAGGCCUGAUCAUGUUUGGAAUGAAACAUGGACACUAUUGGCUGAUGGUCUGCUUCAUGAACAAAGACAGUUAAUUCUCUACUAUUUGUGUGCUUAUGAAUUUCCAUAUGUUAAAGUAUUCGGAAUUCUGAUUUUCAUUUACCAAUCUAAUCAAGCAAAUCGAAGAACACUCCACGACUUUAAACCAAUUCCAUAUCCCGACGGGUACGUUCUACAGCAGUUAGGGAACAGGCUAAUAUACGAUGAACGAAGUUAUGAUGUGUCUGCAAUGCGAACCGAAUUCACCCGCCUUUCCAAUGCUCUAACAGAUGAGCAAGGGAAAAUAUUUGAAAAAAUAAUGACCGCUGUCCACACUCAAAAGGGUGGUGUGUUCUUUCUACAUGGUUACGGUGGAACUGGUAAAACAUACAUGUGGAGAACGCUUGCAAGUGCAUUGAGGUCCAAACAUGAUAUAUGUUUAACCGUUGCAACGAGUGGAAUAGCCUCUCUAUUAUUGCCUGGUGGUAGAACUGCACAUUCGAAAUUCAAAAUACCUGUCCCAACAAUGGAUAACUCUACCUGCAAAAUCGACUAUGAUGAUGAGGUUGCAGACCUUCUAAGAUAG